CCAUCCAAAAAUCGCAAAUCUUUUCACUCAUAAACUUUGGACUUCGAAGAAUCAAGCCACGAACGUUCAGUUCAGGAAGCGAAUCAGACGAAACCUUCAAGAAAAUGCCGGUCAUGGAGAAGCUGAAGAUGUUCGUAGUUCAAGAGCCCGUAGUGGUUGCAUCUUGUCUAAUCGGAGGAAUUGGUCUUUUCCUUCCUGCCGUUGUAAGACCAAUUCUGGAUUCAUACGAAGCAUCUAAGCAAGCUCCUCAGCCUGUAUUAAGUGAUGUGGUUGCGAGUAUGACUGGAAAGAAAUGAGGAUGAUUGGUAUCGGUGACAUAAGAAGGUUGUUCUUGAUGGAUCAAUUAUCAUUCUCUUCUGCCAUAAAAUAAUUCUGUACAAUCUUUUUAAACGUCAUGGUUGAUAGCAAUAGUUAUUGCUACACAUUCACUUGUUUUAUGCCCAAUGCAUAAGACUGAUUUUCAAGAUAUUUCAGCUUUUAGCACUCCGUUUGAAGCCCUAUCAAAACUUGGUUUCACCAUAAAUUGAGUUCUAAAAACUCGUUUGAUUUUCUUUUCUUGUUUGUUUCAAACGAGGGAUCGAACCGUUGACUUUUGGGAUGGUAAGUUGAUAAUUGGCAAAAGUCAAAUUGAGCGUACCUCAUUAUAUACGUGAGGAAAGAACUAAAACACGAAUCACUUCGUCCUUGUUU
Molecule: messenger RNA, 690 nt
Organism: Cucurbita moschata (crookneck pumpkin)
Lineage: Eukaryota; Viridiplantae; Streptophyta; Magnoliopsida; Cucurbitales; Cucurbitaceae
Exons: 3
Coding region: 105-296 (63 amino acids)
Source: RefSeq, a predicted model, not a curated record